This is a messenger RNA of Paramecium octaurelia, 1498 nucleotides long. NCBI's taxonomy places the organism in Eukaryota, Ciliophora, Oligohymenophorea, Peniculida, Parameciidae. The record is from the annotation of a GenBank genome assembly.
AUGGGUAAUUGCUGCUCAUACUAAAAUCCUCCCGCAUAUCUUAGUAACCAUAACACGCCUGAUCAUUUGAGUGUUGAGGAGAGUAUUCAUUAAUUAAUCAAUGCUAUCACUCCUCGAGUAUAUGAAACUUAGGAAUAAUUUAUUAUUUUGAAUCCAUUAAUCCAGGCUACUAUGGAAAAGUUAAAAAAGCUUGUUGUUAAAGACUCUCAUCAUUUCAAAAUGUAAGAUUUGACUGCCUUAAUGGGGAAUAAGAAAGGGUGUUAUGUAAUAAUUAUAUACAUCUUAAGAGAUUAAAGAAUGGGACUUUAUAUUCUGGAGAUUGGUUGGAUGAUAUGAGACAUGGUUAUGGCAAGGCAUUGAAUUUGGAUGGAAGUUUUUAUGAAGGAUUUUUUAAAUAAGAUCAAUAUUAUGGCAUUGGAAGAUUGAUUUAUCAUGAUGGGGACUAUUAUGAAGGGGAAUUUGAAAGCAAUCUAUUUAAUGGGUUCGGUGUGUAUAGUUCUACCUUUUAUUAUGAAGGCGAAUGGUAUAAUGGAGAAAAACAAGGUCAAGGCAAAGAAAUAUGGCCCAAUGGCAUCACUUAUCAAGGAUAAUUCAAGAGAGGCUCGAAAGAAGGCUAGGGCAAGAUGAUAUUUAAUGAUAAUUCUUAUUAUGAAGGAGAAUUCCUUAGAGACACUUUUAACAGUAUGUGUAAUUCCUUUAAUCUAAGAUAAAGGGACAUUCUUUUGGAAUGAUAGCAAAAAGUAUGUCGGCGAAUGGAGAGAUGGAGUCAAAGAAGGCCAAGGGUAAAUGAUUUGGCCUACUGGUUAGGAGUACAAAGGAGAAUUCCUACAAGAUGAAUUUGAAGGCCAAGGAUAAAUGACAUAUCCAGAUGGAAAGGUUUUCAUUGGUUAUUGGAGAUCAAGCAGAUAAAAUGGAGAUGGGGAAAUCUAUAAAAAUGGAUAACUUUAUAAGAAGGGAAUUUGGAAUAUGGGUACUUUGAUAAAAGAAAUUAAAAAAUGAGAUUUUUAAUCUAAAUUUUUUUAUCCUAAUCAUAAUUAAUUUAAUGUAGAAAAUUCCAGAAAACAUUGCUGCCUUGCCAACAAAUAAAGAACUAACCUUCAAAGUUCACAUCACUUAUUGCGGAGGAUGAGGAUACAAGCCAUAAUAUAACCUAGCUGCUUCUUAUAUAAAAUAAUUAUAUCCAAAAGUCUAAGCCUCUGGUAAAGCAAGUGAAAAAGUUACAGGUGAACUGGAAAUAACAGUCACCAAAAAUGAUGGAACUUCUUUAUUGGUACAUUCUAAAUUGAAUGGUGAUGGACCUUUCAAUAACUAAUCAGCUUAAAAAGCCUUAGAGAAGUUGAUUGCAUUUGUUGAAAAAUGAAAUCCAAUAUAAAUGAUAAAUAAAAAGGAAUGAUCGAAAUUAAAAUGAAGAGAUUAAUUCAAACACACUAAAAUUGAUCUCUGAUAAUGACAUGAUUUUGAUUAUAAACUUUUUUGUUUAUUAACAAGUAUUCAAUUU